Molecule: messenger RNA, 1065 nt
Organism: Racocetra persica
Lineage: Eukaryota; Fungi; Glomeromycota; Glomeromycetes; Diversisporales; Gigasporaceae
Source: the annotation of a GenBank genome assembly
AUGCAUUGCCAUAUUUUACCAUUGGUUAUUGACUAUCUCUCAAAAGACCAAAAAUCUUUAUACGCUUGUAUUCAAGUUAACAGAUUAUGGUGUCGAGCAGCCGUUCCAGUACUUUGGUCUGAUCCUUUCCGCUACACCACCGAUGAUAAAGAACAUUAUCCUGAAGUUAUUUUUAUUUACUUGGGUAGUCUUGAAAGGAACGCAAAACAAAAGUUUUUGUCUCAACUUCCUGCUGAUAAAAAAUCUCUUUUCAAAACUCCAACUUUUGAUUAUGUUAAAUUUUUGAAACAUUUUAAUUACUGGAUGCUUGUCAAUUCAAUUAAAGAAGCUGCAAGAAAUUUGGAAAAUCUUGAAGAAGUUCACAUAAUUUAUACCUCUCCUGAUUCAAGAACUCAACUAUUUUAUUUCAAUGAUAAUCCUCCAUUGGAAGGCAUUCUUCAUGCUCAUGUGUUGAAUCUUAUUUAUAAUCGAUCUAAACGUGUGAAUUAUUUAACUAUCGCUGAUCAUUUCGGUUGUGGACACUUCCUUGAACCAAAAGAUUAUAAACAAUUUAGUCAUGUUAGGGACGGUAAUUUCUUGGAACCUAUCAAGACAAUAAACUUCUGUGUUGAUUUUGGUUCGUUAUAUAAAGUAUUCUCGUGGAUUCCUGGUUCUUGUCCUAAUGUGUUACGAUUGAGAACUAUCGACGAUACUGAUGCAAAAAUUAUUACAAAAGUUCUCUCUAAAUUCAAAGAUCUUCGUACAUUUAAGCUUAAAGUACUCUAUCGGCAUGAUCAACAAGAAGAGAAAUUACCAUCAAUCGCUAAUCAUAUUCAUUCUUUAACCACAAUCGUGAUUCGUCAUUGUAAUUUCAAGAAGAAUAAUAAUCUUAUUCAAGAAAUCGCUCAAUGUAAAGGUUUGGUUGAAUUGAAAAUUUUAUUGUGUAGUGGAUUGACUGUUGAUAAGGCUAAACUUUUAAUCAAUGCUGAUUUUCCGAUGCUCGAAAUUGUCGAAUUAUGGGGUAAUUAUUGCAAAGAAGUUGUUAAUUGGGCUAAAAAUAUUAGUCCUCAAUUUUAUGAUGAUUAG